CCACGCAUCCCUAAACCAUCACCACCCCACCGCUUCCAUCACCACCCCCAUCGUCGCGCCUCUCCACGCCUCAGUCACGGCCGAGCUGCCUGCGACCCCCCUUCAGCCCUGCGCGACCACCACCGCGCCGCACCGACCCUCCAGCCUGCUCUGCGCGAGCCCGCCGUGUCGCAUUCUGCGCUGCGUCUUGCUUGACAAUCCGGGCGCCCACCCCGUCGUGCCUAAACGCUCUCGGGACGCUACACCGCCGGUCGACCGCUACGCGAAACUCAACACCACCUCAUCGCAAAACUCAACACCCGCAGCCAUGUACAACGCCCAUGGCCGCAUGGCCCCACAAGCGCCGAACCCGCGCCUCAUUGACCUCCUCGACCAAAUUCGCCAGGAGUUCGACCAGGAGGCGCGCAAGAGCACGGAAUACGAGGUUCAGAUUACAGGCCAGAUCAAUGAGGUCGAGUUGGUGCGAAGCAGGCUCUUGCAGCUUGAGCGCGAUCAUCAACAGAUGAAGGCCAAAUACGAGGAUGAUCUUGCACGUCUACAGCGAGAAUUGGACAACCGCGGAGGCCCCAGCCAAUCGUCACAUCAUCAUGGCCCCUCUCAGCCACCCCCUCCCUCGAUUGGCCAUGGACCGAGCAAUCUGUUCGGCGGCAUCAUGGCUGGCAGCGCUGCUCAAGGUGGCCCUGGCCUUGCUCCUCCUCCUCAGGAGCAGCCACAGCCACAAGGCCUUCCUCCCCAUAUGCCUCAAGGCCCACCCGGCCUCAACCCUGCACCAGGGCCGCCUUCUCACGCGCCCUUCGGAGGAUACCAGCCUGCGCCUGCCGUCAAUGGUUAUGGGCAGGUGCCACCACCAACAGCCUCCCCGGGAGGAAAGCCUCGCCCUCGCGGACCCCCAGGACCUGCCACACCGCAGCAGAACUCAGCAGCGCCAUAUCCUGGAUCGCCCCAACAAGCUGCGCAAAGCCUUCUCCAGAGCAACACGCUCGCGGACCUUGAGGUGGACCAGCUUCCACAAGAGUUUAAAAAAGAGGGCCAGGACUGGUUCGCAGUAUUCAACCCCAAAAUCCAGAGGAGACUCGAUGUCGAUCUGCUUCACAACCUUGUUCAUGCGAGUGUCGUGUGCUGUGUGAGAUUCAGCCACGACGGUAGAUAUGUUGCCACUGGUUGCAACCGCUCUGCUCAGAUUUACGAGGUGGAGACCGGCCAAGCCGUGGCCCAUCUGCAAGACGGCAAUCUCCCAGACGAUGGAGACUUGUAUAUUCGAAGCGUCUGCUUCUCCCCCGACGGGCUGUAUUUGGCGACCGGAGCUGAGGACAAGAUCAUUAGGGUUUGGGAGAUUGCCACCCGCACAAUCAGGCACCAGUUCAUAGGCCACGAGCAAGACAUCUACUCCUUGGACUUCUCCCGCAACGGGGAGUUCAUCGCAUCUGGCAGCGGCGACAGGACUGUCCGACUCUGGAACAUCAGAUCUAACCAACAGUCCCUCCAGCUUUCGAUCGAAGACGGCGUUACGACCGUGGCCAUUUCCCCAGACAAUCGCUUCGUUGCUGCGGGCUCGCUCGACAAGAGCGUCCGUGUAUGGGACGCCAAUACCGGACGUCUCGUCGAGAGAUUGGAAGGCGAACAAGGCCACAAGGACAGUGUCUACUCUGUUGCUUUCGCUCCUACAGGAGAUAGGCUUGUCAGUGGAAGUUUGGACAAGACGAUUAAAAUGUGGGAGUUGACGACACAACCUCAUAUGAUGCCCGGAUCUGGACCUCGCGGCGGCAAGUGUCUCAGGACGUUCGAAGGACACAAGGACUUCGUACUGAGCGUUGCUCUCACACCGCACGGCGAGUGGGUGCUUAGCGGCUCCAAGGACCGCGGCGUGCAAUUCUGGGACCCCAACACCGGCGUUGCGCAGCUGAUGUUGCAGGGCCACAAGAACUCUGUCAUUUCGGUUGCUCCUAGCCCGACGGGCGGAGUAUUUGCUACGGGCAGCGGCGACAUGCGCGCCCGCAUCUGGAGGUAUGGCGCGUACAACGGCCCCUCAUAGGCUCUCGUCGACAAACGCAAAUGGUUUCCACCGAUGUGUGCGGCAGAUAUGUCACCGCAUGGCGGAGACUGGCUGGCUUGCAGGAGCGGGUUUCGCUGCUGGUUUCGCUAGUUCAGAUCCGGUGGGAUCAUGGCUAGUAAGAUUGCGCUAGUGCUGGGGUUUUUUUGGGGCACCCGAUAUCGUUUUGUGACGGAUUGGGCAUUUCCUUGCGGAACCUUGGUUCACGUGAGUGUAAUGAGGAUGGAUUUAUGGAAAGCAUCUUUUUUUCGGAGGGGUGAGUCCAGGGUGUUUUCUGCAUCGAACCGAUGAAAGUGAGAGAGGGGUGUGGUGGGUUGCAGGCUGGCGGGUCGUGAUUGGCGAUGAGAUUCGCGCGCCCCGGGUUUGGGGUCUGGAUCUCUCGAAAACCUGGACGAUCGGAUUGGUAGGAGCGCCGAGCUGCUGGUUGUUUUUUUUUUUUUUUU
Mytilinidion resinicola is the source of this 2493-nucleotide messenger RNA. Its product is annotated as WD40 repeat-like protein. The record is from RefSeq and is a predicted model, not a curated record. Bases 308 to 2032 code for a protein of 574 amino acids. Gene Ontology annotation, molecular function: protein binding. Lineage: Eukaryota; Fungi; Ascomycota; Dothideomycetes; Mytilinidiales; Mytilinidiaceae. The transcript is spliced from 9 exons.